CUCAGCAUAUUCAGAAAAGUCAAGUAUAGACUAGGAGAACACUACCAUGCCACCCACUCGAACGUCGACUUGUCAGGUCUGUCACGAAAAACCGCAGAAAUACAGGUGUCCGGUCUGUUCGGCGCCAUACUGUUCGGUGGGAUGUUACAAAUCUCAUAAAGAGAAGUCGCACGGAGAUGCCACUGGAAAUAGGACAGGAGCAGGAUCCACAUCGUCGACCACCUUCACGCCUCACCCACAGGUUCCAGCACUACCGAUACCUCUUAAUCUCCCGCCUCUCCACCUUCCCGGCCGGGCAGACCCUCUGCAGAUCCAAAUCCAACCCGAAUCAACCGCCUCGAACUCCAACUCGAACUCCAACUCUAUCUCUACCCCCCGGGCAUCCUCUUUAUCCUCUUCAUCGAAAACAACUUCAACUCGAAGAAGAAGAAGACUCCGACCGCUCUCCGACCUCAGAUGGCCAUCAGCACCGGAUGAGAGCACGUACUUAGAUCCGCUUUUGAGGGAUGAACCUAAACCUUUGAGGAUCGGGUGGGUUGGUGGAUCUGGGGCGGGUGGGACGUCAGCUGCUGGUGCAUUUGCAUCAGGAUCUGGAUCGGCUGCUGGCAAUGAAGCAACGGGAAGAGAGACGAGAGGAACGGGAGAGAUGGUUGGAUACGCGGCGUUGGCGACUUCGGGCGGGUUGAGGAGGUUGUUAGAGGUCGAAGAUCGGGUUGAGGUCGAGGUCGAGGUCGAUGAUCGGGUUGAGCACAUGGAGCGGGUCGAGAAUGAGGAUGAGGAGCGGGUUGGAGGUGGAGGUCAAGGUGAUGGUGAUGAAGAGGUCAGGGGAGCGGAUCGGGGGUCGAUCUCAACAACGCCAGCAACAACGACAACACAAUCGGCCGAGGCGGAGCUGGCGGCAGACGCGGCGGUACCUCCUCCGACCAUGAAACCCACUCCAGAUUCUGAUUAUGUCUCAGCGGCGAACUCGGCAGUGUCAACAGCGACGAUAUCCCCAACAUCUCCCGCAGCCUCAGCCGUAACAAAACCAGCACCCGCACCUCGUCCUCCGACACUCCCCUCGAACCAACCCCAACCCCAACCUCAAACCCCGAACGAAACCCUCCGACGCCUUCUCAGACUGCUCCACACUUACCCCCGGUACGCCAGGAAAGAGGUCUUGGCGAAAUUGUUAGGGUUCGAAGGCGAGCUCGCCGUCGAUCACGAUUACGGUACGGGUGGUAGCGGGAAGCAGGAAGGCGCAAGGGGAAGUGCGAGGGGAGGUAUAAGAGGGAGGAGGAUCAGGGUGGACAAGGUCCCUGAGGGGGGUUGGGUGUUGAGGCCGUUUCCUGGAUCAGGAGGUGGAGGUAUUACAGGGAGAUGGACGGAAGGUAGAUCGAAGCACGGUAAAUCGAAACAACACCCCGUCCCGAAUCAGAGGACCGAGAUGGACAUCCAAGCAAUGCACAUUGGUGAGAAGGAGACGCUGGCUUUCAGGGCUUUUGCCGAGUGUGUACGUGGGGUUGUCGGGGAUGGUGACAAGGAUGCGGGUCCGGGGGUGGAGUGGGAGGUGUAAAGUCGUUUGGAGCGGAGUCGUCUUCUUGCGCGCUAUCGCGUGGACUGUAGCUAUAAGCCAGGGGCUAGGCUUCUAGCGCUACGAACUCGUAGCUAUGUAGUACUGCGCUAUCCAUUACAUGCUCGUACCGUUUGACGGUGUCUA
Filobasidium floriforme is the source of this 1699-nucleotide messenger RNA. RefSeq lists its product as uncharacterized. The transcript has 3 exons. Lineage: Eukaryota; Fungi; Basidiomycota; Tremellomycetes; Filobasidiales; Filobasidiaceae. Bases 47 to 1555 code for a protein of 502 amino acids. The record is from RefSeq and is a predicted model, not a curated record.